Molecule: messenger RNA, 1465 nt
Organism: Fimicolochytrium jonesii
Lineage: Eukaryota; Fungi; Chytridiomycota; Chytridiomycetes; Spizellomycetales; Powellomycetaceae
Product: intra-flagellar transport protein 57
Exons: 10
Coding region: 153-1328 (391 amino acids)
Biological process (GO): non-motile cilium assembly; intraciliary transport
Cellular component (GO): intraciliary transport particle B; centrosome; cilium
Source: RefSeq, a predicted model, not a curated record
GCGCGAUCCCAACAGUUUCCUGUCAAACUUUCAGAUCUCAGACUUCUUACCUCCGAACGAACUUGUUUUGGAUAUACGCGCCCAGAGUCUUUCUCCUUCGUAAGACAGAUCCUCUUGCAACCCAUCAUUCCCCAAAAUCAUCACGCACAGCCAUGGACGACGUACUGGAUAAGCUCAGGAUCUUGAACUAUCAGCGAGACUUCUGUAAGACAAUGAACUUCAAACCACUCCACCGCUUCUACUUUACGGUGCCAGCAUCGAACCCCAAUGAGCAGUUCUACUGCUUCACCUCCCUGUCCGCCUGGCUGGUGAAGCUGAAUGGGAACUCGUUUGAUCCACCGGGACAGUUCGAUGACCCUAAUGCCACUGUCGCUAACAUGGCUGCGAAACUGAAAGAAAUGGAGAUUUCGGCAGACGUGGGGCUCAACAAGCUUCGACAGGGGCAUGGAGACGGAGUGUUGAUCGUCCUGCAGGCGCUGGUAGACGGGGCGUUGGCAAAGUCGGGAUUCACGUUUCAGAAGCCGACGCAUAAAGUCGAUGAAUACGCUGAGGAAGCCGAAGUAGAUGCUGACGCGGAACUGACGGCAGAAAGCAUUGAGGAAACCAUACCCGCUGAUGACGACGCGGAAGAUAUGUUCAUGGGGACCAUGGCAGCAUCAGCAGGCGUACGGGCGGGGACUGCGAAAGCGGAGUCAGCAGGUCUUCGCCCAACGACAGCAAGACCGACCGUGGAUCCUGCCGAAUGGAGACUGGAAGUAGAGCGGGUGACGCCGAUGCUGCGGGUGCAGAUUGCGAACGAUAAUAAGGAUUGGAGGAUCCAUGUGGAGAAUAUGAGGCAUCACCACAAGACCAUCACAUCCACGCUAACAGAAACACAAAGCCGUCUCGGCAAAUUGCAUUCCGAGAUCGAGCGAACCCUGGAAAAGAUCUCCAGUAGGGAAAAAUACAUCAACACGCAGUUCGAAGCACAGGCCGAGCAACACCGCGUCCUGCAAGACCAAGGAUCGGAAAUCAAGCAAAAGUACAGUGUAGCGAGCAGCCAUGUUUCGGACCUGACGAUCGAUCUCUCCCGGAUCUCCGAAGAGCUUGAUAGUGUCAAGGGACAAAUGGACGAUAUAGGCAGUGGCAUGACGGAUUCCAAACCGCUUUUGUCUAUCAAACAAGGGGUUACAAAGCUGAAGUCUGAGAUCAAGCAAAUGGACCUGCGUAUUGGUGUGAUACAGCACAUGCUGCUGCAAGCGAAGUUGAAGACGAAAGGCCCUAUGGUCGAGCCACCAAAUAUGAUGCAGGUAAGCUCACGUCUGAAUGGACUUUCUCUCUCAUUGUGAGGAUACGCAGCUCAUCGCCUCCGAAUUCCUGAUGCAUCUCUUCCCAUCGCACACGAAGGUCUUUGCCCUCGCUAUAUAACGUUUCCGGAAGAACGCCCAUAGACAUCUGCCCAGUGUUGAUGAUUUCGUUUCAUAUC